Messenger RNA from Rana temporaria (common frog), 1354 nucleotides. RefSeq names its product craniofacial development protein 1 (gene CFDP1). The transcript has 7 exons. The record is from RefSeq and is a predicted model, not a curated record. NCBI's taxonomy places the organism in Eukaryota, Metazoa, Chordata, Amphibia, Anura, Ranidae. Bases 113 to 1030 code for a protein of 305 amino acids.
ACGCAUGCGCAUUGUGAAGCGACCUGCUUCCUGACAUGCGUGGUGCUUGCCUAGCUGGGUGAUUGCAGUUCCAUUCGGUUUACCGGGUUCUGUUUGUGGAAUUCACCGUACGAUGUCUGACUCGGAGGAUUACUCUUCCUCUGAUGAUGAGGACUAUGUUCCCUCAGGUGGGGAAUACAGCGAAGAUGAUGUAAAUGAUUUGGUGAAGGAAGACGAUGACGACGAUGAUGAUGAUAAGCAAGAGGAUGGAGAGGAGAAAUCUAAAAGUAAAAAGAAAAUCAAGAAGUCUAUUGUAGCAAGGAAGAGGAAGAAAGGCGUGUUAGUCCUAAAUUCUGGGGAAGGUGCUGAGAAAAAUGAAGACAAAGCAGAGAAUUCUGAGGAAGACAAUGGAAUCAACAUGGAUGAAGAAAAGAAACACAAAAAAGAAGAAGCAAAAAAAAAGCAUGCAGAGGAUUUGUGGUCUAGUUUCCUUUGUGAUGUGGGGCACAAGCCCAAAGCCCCGCCUCCUGCGCCAAGUACACAGAACACCCAGGCCCAACCAGAAAAACCCAAGGAAACCAAUAAAGCUACACAGCAAACUCCAUCGCCUAAGGAAGAGCCCAAAAAAGUGACCAUCACAAGGGUGUUUGAUUUUGCUGGUGAGGAAAUACGGGUGACGAAGGAAGUGGACUCCUCGUCCAAGGAAGCCAAAGAGUUUGUCAAGCAGAAGGAGAAAGGCCAGGAAGAACAAGAGAAAACCCCAGAGCCGGCAAGGAUUGGUGUGGCAGCUGGAUCAAGUGUGAAGAGAUCAGGUGGCAUGAGCAGCAUUCUGGGUAAAUUGGGAUCCAAAAAGCAGAAGAUGAGCACACUUGAGAAAUCCAAGCUGGACUGGGAAUGCUUCAAGGAGAAAGAAGGGAUCAGCGAAGAGUUGGCUAUUCACAACAGAGGAAAAGAUGGGUAUAUAGAGAGGAAGUCUUUCCUGGAGAGAGUGGACUACAGACAGUUUGAACUAGAGCGAGAAAUCCGACUCAAAAACAUGAAACCUUCCUGACCCUCGUCUUCUGACUGCCGACGUACCAGACAGAUUCAGGGCUGCCAUUGUUUCAUUACUGAGUGGAAUAUUAUGAUCUGUAUAUUUGGACUGUAACAUGAACAUUUUAGCUUACUUGGUCUCUGGGAUGUUAUUUUUACUUUUUUUGUUUUUUAGUACAAGAUUUCACAACCAAUGUCAUUAUGUUGCUGAAUGUGUGCAAUGUUACCAAAUUAAUAAAUGUAGCUUUUUAUAUAAAUUAUUCCUGCAAUAGACUCAUUUCUGGUGCUAUUACAUUGGUGCUAUUGGUUCUAUUAGACUCAUUUCUUCUACGAUAUUGUCAAA